Aphanomyces astaci is the source of this 1299-nucleotide messenger RNA. RefSeq lists its product as hypothetical. Gene Ontology annotation, cellular component: protein phosphatase type 2A complex. The transcript has 9 exons. The record is from RefSeq and is a predicted model, not a curated record. Gene Ontology annotation, biological process: signal transduction. Gene Ontology annotation, molecular function: protein phosphatase regulator activity. NCBI's taxonomy places the organism in Eukaryota, Oomycota, Saprolegniomycetes, Saprolegniales, Verrucalvaceae. Bases 1 to 1299 code for a protein of 432 amino acids.
AUGGCAACAUCAGACUCCAGCAAGGCGGCGUCGCUCGCAGACCUUCCCCCCCUCAAUGAAGCCCCAAGCGCCGACCGCACCAAGUUGUUCCGUCAGAAACUCCGAUUGUGCUGCGUGGUCAUGGACUUUGGUGAACCGCGCAAGCAUUUGCGCGAAAAGGACGCGAAACGACAGGCGCUGUUGGAGCUCGUGCAGUUCUUGUCGGAUGGAAAGGUGACGUGGAGUCCGCAAGUCGUGGAAGAUCUCAUGGCGUGCGUCGAAGCAAACAUCAUCCGGCCCCUCGGCGGCAAAAGUCGCGGCAACACUAAGGACGGCGGUCGCAUCGAAGGUGUCGAAGAAGACGAACCGGUGUUAGAAGAAGCGUGGCCACAUUUGCAACUCAUUUACGAGCUGCUGUAUCGAUUCGUCCUGUCCAAGGAAGUGGACACCAAGUCCGCCAAGGAGUACUUUAGCAAGCGCUUCAUGCUGCAACUCCUCAACCUAUUCGACUCAGAAGACCCCCGGGAGCGCGACUACCUCAAGACCAUUUUGCAUCGACUGUACGGCAAGUCCAUGGCGCUGCGGUCGUUCAUUCGCCGCUCCAUCAACAACAUGUUCUUCACAUUUGUCUACGAGACGGAGCACUUCAAUGGCGUCGUGGAGCUCUUGGAAAUCCUCGGCAGCAUCAUCAACGGCUUUGCGCUUCCACUCAAAGCGGAACACCAAAAGUUUUUGGAAAAAGCGCUGAUUCCACUGCACAAAGCGGCCAAUGUGGCGCAAUACCAUCAGCAACUGGCAUACUGCACGACCCAGUUUGUGGAGAAGGACCCGGCCACGGCCAAGCCUAUCAUCCUGGGGCUCCUGCGCUUCUGGCCCGUCACGCAAAGCACGAAAGAAAUUCUGUUCCUGAACGAGCUAGAAGAAAUCAUGGAACUCAUUCAACCCGAACAAUUCGCAGAGGUCAUGCGGCCGUUGUUCCUUCAAAUCUGCCGGUCCAUUACGAGUCCUCAUUUCCAGGUUUCCCAGCGGGCAUUGUACCUGUGGAACAACGAGUCUCUCGUCAACUUGGUGGCCGUCCAUCGAGUGGAAAUUCUGCCGCUGAUUUUUGGUUCGCUUUACCGUAACUGCGACAAGCACUGGAACACGACGGUUCAAAGUUUGACGUUCAACGUUCUCAAGCUGUUGAUGGAGAUGGACUCGCAACUGUUUGAUCAAUGCUCCGCGCAGCUGGACGAAAGGGAAGGCAAGCAGCAGCAUACGUGCGAGGAACGUCGCCGGAAGUGGCUCCAGCUCGAGACACGCGCGUCCCUUGUACUAUGA